AGGAGGAGGAGGAGAAGAAGGAGAAGGAGGAGGCUCCAUCCCAGCAGGCAAGCAGAAAGGGGCACGAGGAGGCGAGUUGUGCGGGACAGACCUUGUCCUCCCUGCUCCCUCCUGCCGACGCGGCGGCUGUGGGCAAGGCCGUCGUGCACGAGCCCGGAGGGCGAUGGCAGCGCUGAUGGCGAUGGUCACAUGGCUGCUGCUGCUGGCGGCAGCCCCGGCACGCUCGGCAGCCCCCCGGCGCACCGUGGUGUUGCCCGAUGGUGGGGGCAGUGGGGAUGGUGAGGAGGUAUCAGCUGUGCCACCCAUCCACCAUGUGACACCCGGGACCGGCCCGACGGUGGGGGACGCAGUGGGGACCACAGUCACCAACAGCUCAGCACCGGGCAGCGUGCUGGAUGGGCUGGUGGACUUCUUCAAGGAGUACAUGCUGCUGGUGGUGGUGGUGGGCUCGCUGGCCUUCGUCCUCCUCUUCAUCAUCUGUGCCGCUGUCAUCGUCCGGCAGAAGCACAAGGCAUCCGCCUACUACCCCUCUUCUUUCCCCAAGAAGAAGUACGUGGACCAGCAGGACAAAGUGGGGGGGCCCCGGGAUUUCAGCGAGGUGCCUGAGAAGGCCCCCAACCCUGGUGCCGAGGAGCCGCUCGACUGCAACCGGCAGCUGCAGGCAGACAUCCUCGCCGCUGCCCAGAACCUCAGAUCCCCCCACAAGGUGCCGCUGGCCAACGGGGCCCGGGGGGAGCAGAGCCCCCCCGCCGAGGAAGACGAGGAAGGAAGCAAAAAGUUGGGUGAUGAGCAACCGGCCAAGCCCCCUCCCCAAAAUGCAGGUGCUGAGGAAGCAGUGAGCGCAACAGGAGCAGGGGGCGAGGGGACCCCCAACACAUCCCGGGAUGGCCCCCCGGCCCCCCCUGGCAUCUAGGGCAGGGACCCGGUCCCAGGCGAGCCUGAGGAGCUGCCGGCCCGGGGACACCCCACAGACACGCGAUGGACCUGGUGGUUUGUUGCUCCAUACGUACGUGGCGGCUCAAGGAAGCCCCGAUGAAGCCCCCCACUCCCCCCUGCUCCCCCCCCCCCCACCGGGGCCCACUGACCCUUGCACCGGCGAGACGCUGUUGCAAAGCCAAGGCGUUUUUUAGCAGAUGGAAUUUUUCUGCAGGGCUGGAACACCAGCAGCCCUAUCGCUCCUGCUGCCCAAGGGGCUUUUCCCACCCCCAGACAUUGGGUGUGUGCAGACCCCCCCUCCCCAGCUCCUGCUCUGUCCCCUCCCCCGGUGCUGCGCCAGGUAGCCUUCGCCCUCCACCAGCUUUCUUCUAAAUGUUAUUUUACUAAUUAGCAGCAUCCUGGUCCAUUCCGGGCACCUGGACGGGAGCUGCAUCCCUCUGGGUAGGCGUGGGACCACGGCUGGGGGGGGUCUCAGCAGCUGCCCCCCCUCUGCAGGGAGCAGGGCAGGGGCCCGCUGUGGCCUCGGGCACCACGGGCUGGCCUUGCCAAUCGUUGUGGCCACUGAGGUUGGGAUGACCUUGGCCAUCCUUGCCCAGAUAAGGGGAGAAAGGAGAAGGAUUUGGUGGCAAGGACCCACUCUUUCAUUUUUUUUUACCCCAAAGCUGUGACCCGAGGGCAGCCAAGAGCCCAGCUGGACUUUUGCCUUAUUUUCUUAACCCCUUCAACUAUUAAUAAAGACAUUUCCUACGCA
Molecule: messenger RNA, 1687 nt
Organism: Falco peregrinus (peregrine falcon)
Lineage: Eukaryota; Metazoa; Chordata; Aves; Falconiformes; Falconidae
Gene: TMEM119
Product: transmembrane protein 119
Exons: 2
Coding region: 164-913 (249 amino acids)
Biological process (GO): positive regulation of osteoblast proliferation; ossification; positive regulation of bone mineralization
Cellular component (GO): plasma membrane
Source: RefSeq, a predicted model, not a curated record